AUGGAGUUUCAGUUUGACCCUUUGAGUUAUUCUUCUUCAAAUGAGUCUCAAUUUUUAACAGGCUUCAAUGUGGAACUUAACUUUAAAGAUCAUUUUGCUACGACUCCAGUUUUACCAUAUGAUGAUGGUGCUACCAAUUUUGAACCAAUAAUUAACAAUUUAUAUGAUUCUAACUUAAUAGAAAGUAUGCUAAAUACAGAUAUAUUGUUUCAAUCAAAUACCGAUAACAACAAUAAUAAUAGUGACAGUAGUAAUAACAACAUUCCUGAAGAAACCAAUCAGAAUGAGGUUUACAACAAUAUCGAAGAAUCUUCUGGUACCAUAGCUCAAAAAGAUAGAGUUGAUAGUGAAGAAGGUGACUUUUCGGUUCCAACUUCUUCUUCAUUAAUUAUACAACAACAAAAUGGUAUCAAAGAAAAUGGGGAGACUGUUAAAUACGUUUCUGAGGCUGAUUUGAUUAUACAAGCAGUUGAAGAAGCUAUACAAAAAUUUGAUGCUAGACAAGCUUCGCAAAUGGCUGAAGAAGGGAUCAUAUCACAAGAAAAUCCUGCAAAGACGGUGUACAUUCUAAACUUGGUUAAUAAUAGAGGUGAAAAAGUUGAUGCCAAACAGCAGAAACCUGUCUGUUGUGUGGAUUGUCAAAGAAUGUGUCAAAGCGAAGCACACCUAGACAGGCAUACUGAUACUGUCCAUUCGGAAGAAAGACCAUGGGCUUGUCCAGAAUGUAUUAAAAGGUUUAAAAGAAAGGAUCACCUUGUAAAACAUCUAAGAAGAUUACAUCACUGGAAUUCCCAACAAGUAGACUGUCUGGAAACCCCAUUGGCUGUCCUAGAAAAGAAGAGAAAAAGAAAAGAAAAAAGAAUUGCUUCCAAAAGACUAAGAAUAAAGUCGACAUAG
Maudiozyma barnettii is the source of this 897-nucleotide messenger RNA. RefSeq lists its product as uncharacterized. The record is from RefSeq and is a predicted model, not a curated record. The coding region runs from base 1 to 897 and encodes 298 amino acids. The transcript has a single exon. NCBI's taxonomy places the organism in Eukaryota, Fungi, Ascomycota, Saccharomycetes, Saccharomycetales, Saccharomycetaceae.